GGCGGCGGCGGCGGCUGCGGAGCCUUCUCUGCCGGUGUAAAAAGUGGAUAGUGACUCACGUGUCAAAGGAUGGCACGGUCACGCUCUAGAUCCCCCAGGUGGAAAUACAGGUCCUUAUCACCAGUACCUAGAAAUUCUGAACACUACAAGCAAAGGCAUCCUUAUGGACUAUAUUAUGACUGUGAAUAUAGGAAAGAUCCACAAAGACCUCUUGGUUGGAGAAUGGACGAUGAGAAAUAUGGGCAGAGUAAACCAAGGAGUCCUCCUCAUGGAAAUAUACAUUACCGAUCUUAUGAACAUCGAUCACCUUCCCCAAAUAUAAGAAGAAACUCUUUAGAAAAUGUUUAUGCUUAUAAGCCUCAUGGGGUAUAUUUACCGGGAAGAGGGGACGGUAACAGAAGGUCUCAGUAUCUGCCCAAAUACUCAGAAGAUGUACCCUACAGUUCCCAGAGGAAUUGUUAUCCCCAGAAUGUGCAGGGAAGAUACGUUCCUGAUGACCACAGAGUGAGAGGAAGUGGAAAAGGAGGGAAACCACCUCCGAGGUCAACAGCAGAUUCUUACAGAUUCGAAGAAAAAUGGCAUGAGGAUGAGUUGAGGUACCAGAGGAUAGAAAGUGAAAAAUAUUCUCAGUCAUUUAGAAGAGGAUCCGAAGAUUUUGAGAAGAGGAACUCUUUUCAGAAGAGGUAUCCUGAGGAUCGUGAUUUCAGAAAAUAUGCACACUCAUCAAAAAGACCUAAAGAUGUGGAGAGGUAUGAAAACCGAGAGCCUGUCAGAAACCCACAGUGGAAGUCUGGGUAUUCUCUUCUACCUUACCAAGAAAAGAAAGAUCAGUGGAACGUUGGACCCCAAACUCACCGACAUCCUCAGAGGGAACCCCCAGAGUCCAGUUCAGCAACCAGGAUCUCCUGUGACUAUCACCACAAACGUCACAAGACCUCAGAUGGAGACCAGGACUUUUCUGAUGGAAGAACUCAGAAGUACUCUAAGGAGGAGGAGAGAAAACACAGUUCUCAAAAAGGUCCUAUAAACAGAGAGUCCAGCUGUUUUAAUGCUGGGAGAGGAAGAGAGACUGAAGGGGAGCAAGUCAAAGAACCUGUUAGACCAUCCAAAAAAAGCAGCACUGCCAGUACUCAUUCCAGUAAAAGUGAUGAUGGUAUGCGGCCCUAUGCUGACAAGCGGAGAGACAAAGGAAGGAAAGACGGGGACGGCAGAAAGGAGAGCAACUCUUCCAGUAACCAGCUCGAUGGGACAUUUUCUGCCAUGAAACCUUCAUCUGACUAUCUGAGGAAGAAAUCCCUUACAGUUAAAGUAAAUGUGAAGAACAUAGCAGAUACAUUCAGGGUUGCUUCUAGCUUUUCCACAGAGAGACAGAUGUCACAUGAUUUGGAGAGACAGAUGUCACAUGAUUUGGAGAGACAGAUGUCACAUGAUUUGGUUGCUGUUGGCAGGAAAAGUGAGAACUUUCAUCCUGUGUUUGAACAUCUUGACUCAACUCAGAAUACUGAAAACAAAACUACAGGAGAAUUUGCUCAGGAAAUCAUAACUAUAAUCCAUCAAGUUAAAGCAAAUUUUUUCCCAUCACCUGGCAUUACCCUACAUGAGCGUUUCUCAAAAAGGGAAGAUACACAAGAUGCAGAUGUAAAUGAAAUUACAUUGAAUUCUGAUCCAGAAAUUCACAGGAGAAUAGAUAUGUCUUUGACUGAGAUUAAGAGGAAACAAAGUAUGGUAUGUGAAUCAGAACAGGCUCUGGUCAAAAUAAUAGAUCCGAAUGACUUACGACAUGACAUUGAAAGGAGGAGAAAGGAACGGUUACAGAAUGAAGAUGAGCGCAUUUCUCACAAAGCCGGUGCUGCAGAGAGGAAUGAACAGCAUUCCAGUUUUUCAAGCUUGAAGAAUACUCAUGAUGAUGGAUUCCAAAAACCUACACAUUUUAUAAAAUCAAAUUUUAGAAAAUUUAUUCAGAAACCUCAAGCUAAUUAUCCUACUAUGCAGAGAAAAGACACCAUUCCUUACAAGCCAUUUGAAGGUGGGGGAAACUACCAGAACACAAGAGGCUUUAGAAAACCUGUUAAGACCAACUUUAGAGGUGGCAAGCUCCAGCCCCAUUUUAAAUCAGACCUAGUACAGAAGAGUUUGUACAUUCAGGCUAAAUAUCAGCGUUUACGGUUCACUGGUCAAAAGGGAUUUAUCACUAAUAAAUUCAGAGAGAAAUUAUUGAGGAAAAAAAAGGAAUAUACAAACGUUGCCACGGCAAUCUAAUCUGGAAUUGUUGCAAAUGGAACUGACACUACAGGACGCUAUUGGGGAUCAUCUCUUUUUGUCAGGAGUUAGAAUUGGCACUAAAGCACUAAUACUGUAAUUUUCUUGAUAAAAAAGUUUAUUUUUUCGUAGUGGAAUGCUGCAACUUUUUAAAACUUAAUCUUCGCUUUUAAAUUGCAGUAUUUUAUUUAAAAGUUGUAUUAACUUGUUUUGUUUUUUUUUUUUUUUUUUUUUUUUGCAAAAAGUCUCAAAAGGGCAUUAUUUGUGGAUGAAUUUUUCUCUGAGCAUGGUUUCAUAGAGAGAACUGAGUUAUAUCCAGACAUUUAUAUAUUGAAAUUUUGCUUAUGUAUUAAAAACAAAAGUAUCUAAAUUGUAUAGUGUCUGUACGUGGACUUUAUACAGUGGCCUUAUGGUAGCAAAUUUUAUACCAGAAUUUUCUUUACCUGAUGACAUUUUGGCUUAUAACUUGAAGUUUUCUUAAGUUUCUGAAGACUAAGGCCUAUAUAACUCAUACGUUUCAUGGUAUGACAUUAGAAGGUUAAUGAAAAGGUGCUUCAAAAUUUCCAUCAGGUAGUUGUGAGUGCACUGAAUUUUUAUUAAUUGGUUUAUUAAGGGUCUUCCACAAUGAUUUGCUCUUUUCCAAUUUCAAAAUCCUAUUAUGGAAAAUAUGUAAAGAUUUUAUAAUCUAUAUUCCACCUUUCCCUCAGGGCAAGCUUGUGCAUAUAAUGUUUUUAAAGGCUUUUUAAACCUCUGACAGACAAAAUCUCAUUCAGAAAUUGUACUUCACUACUACAGCAUUACACAUUUUGCAGAGUGUUUAUUUUCAGUUCAGUUGAUAUGUAUUGAGUACCUACUUUGUGUAAGAUAAAAUUGAUUGCAUUUAAAUGAAAUUUUAGAUUCCAAUACCUUAUUUCUUUGUUUUCUGUGUUCUGCCUAUAGUAGUAUACAUUUUCAGUUAAGUUUUUGUGAAACAUUUAUUUGUAAUAAAAUAUUGUUGCUCCUUCUACUUGAAAAACUUGUCAGUUUAUGAGAACAUUAUUUAAUUUAUAUGAGGCUUCUAGAACCUGUUGAUAUAAAAUAGUGUUCGGCACUUGCAGAGGUAGAACUUUCAAAAUCUGGCAAGAACGUGAUUUUUCAUGACGGGAUUAUAAAAUAUCUUACUACAAAUUUUUAAUUUUCUUUUACUUAAAAGAUAAGGGAGCCAUUUCCUUGGUGGAUCAGCCAAAAGGUGGGCAAGAGCACUUGAUUAAUUAAAAUCAGGUAAUAAAUUUAGGUAGAUGGCCCAUCUCAUGCUUUGUACCAUCUUCAUAGGUCAGGUUUUCCAAGCAAACAUUCCACUAUGGGAAGAAUGAAAUGCAUGUACAUGGUAGUGGUAUGAUAACUGUUAUAUUGUAUUAGGUGCCCAUAACAUCUGCCUUAAAUUUUAAAAUAUUUUUUUCAUUUAUUCCCAUAUCUUGGGAGAACAAAGAGCCUAACAUUUAGCUAACACAUAAUUAUUGUACAGAUUCCAUCCUAAAACUACAGCAGUGAUUAAGCGUGCAAGAUACAUAGAGUCUACCUUUAUAUAGUACGGUCUGAUAGGGAAAAUGGACUUUAAAAUGUAAAAUUUUAACUUGGUAAACAGCAUUGUUCUAUUUUUAGUUACUGUAGCAUUUUUUAAGGGCAAGAUGGUUGAUUCAAUAUUCAUCAUCCCACAACUGAGUUCUUAUUUAGACAUACUUGGAUAUACUUUUGGCAGUGUCUCAAAAUGCAAAGCAUGUUAUUUGCAAAAUGCCUACUUGUAGCAUGUGUAUAUUAGGAAAACAUUGGGUGCAUAAGAUCUAGCUAAGGGCUAAAGAGAAAGACUUUAUAAUUCAGAGUAUGAAGUAAGGAUAGGGACCAUGUAUGUUUUGUUGACCAGUUCCCAUUCUGUUUGACAUGUAGUAGUAGGAGCUCAUUAAAUAGUAGUUGAGUGAAUGAGUAAUAAAUAGAAUGUGUUUAGUAAACUAAAUAUCUAAUUUUUACAUGGAGGAUGAACAAAAGGCUAUCCACAGCAGUUUUUUGUUGGUUGGUUUUUACUGGUAACAAUUUGAAUUCUCCAAUGCAUCAGACUUUAGAAGAGAAAUGUCUUUGAUUUUAUAUACCAUUUCUUGUCCACUUCCUCCUCUGUGUGUUACGCCCUUCUCUGGCUUAGGGAGGACAGAAGAUAGUCCCUGCUCUGAGGAACCUCGUGCCGUUGGGGAGGAGAUUCACAAAAUAAUGAAUUGCAAUAUAGAUUGUUAAGCAAUAGACUGGACAUAGAUGUAAAAGGUUGAGAGAAAUGUAGCAUUCCUGAUUGAGCAUUCCCUGGACGCAUUUCUUUCUUACUAGUUUCACAAACCUCAGAAGGCACUAUUCUAUUAUGGUUUUACUGUUUUUAGUAUCUGUGGUUUGUAGGAAACUGGGUAAAGUUUACACAGGAUCUCUGUUUGUCCUGUAGCCGCAUGUAAAUCUACAAUUUUAUCAAUAUAAAUUUCAAUUUAAAUCACCCGUAAAAUUAUUGCAGAGAAAACUGCUGUAUUUUGGAGAAUACAUUUUCAUUCUUUUCUAUUAGAAAAGUUUUUACAUUAUGAUUUAUGUGGAUGUAUAAUUACAGACCCCAUUUUACCCAAUAUAUCCUUUGUUUUCCAAUUUUUUUUUUUUUGAAAGACGAGAUACUUCCAGGUGGAACCAGAAAAAAAUGAAGCUGGAUCAGAAACUUUUUGCCAUUAUCUAGCAAACUCAACCAUCAUCAGCUACAAAUUCGCCAGCAAUAACCACACCAGGAAGCAAACACUGAGUAAAUAGCCAGAGUGGACAGCGUCUUGGUGAUGAUGACCCCAGUAUGGUCACAAGGACUGCAGGGAAGGUGAAGUCUUUGCCAUGUCUGAAGGCUUCAGUGGAAGAGGCAAGACUCCCCAGGACCAGGCACUUCCCAGGAAGCCAAAGCUUGCAGGAUAAGAUGCGCAUUUGACUGGGUCCAUUGAACCCUGAUUCUGGACAUUUAAUGGGAACCCAGAAGAGAAGGGACACCAGGUUGCCCAACAAAGUUCCAGUAAAAGAAAUUGUUAUGAGCUCUGAGUCCAUUAAAAUACAGGAGAUUUGAAAACAGGGAUUACAGCUGUAGAAUUCCGGUACACUGAUGGAUUGGGGCGCCAGGAGGGAAAGUGAGAUGAAGACGAGCUCACCGCCGCUUCAUCUCUUGGCCAGGUGUCAUGUCAAGUUAUAAUGCCUAGCAUUACAUAAUACAGAAAAGCAAGUAAACAGCCUUAAGUUUUUCAGUCCUUCACACUGUGGUUCUCAAAGUGAGGUCCCCAACCAGUAGCAUCAGUGUCACCUGGGAACUUGUUCCCUACCCCAAAACAACUGAAUGAGAAGCUCUGGGGGUAGAACCCUGAAAUGUGUUAUAAUAAAUCCUCCAGGGGUUUCUGGUGCAGGUUCAAACCUGAGAGUCACUGGCUUAUGUGGUAGCUCAUUUAGGAACCAAUAGCCCUUAUGAUGAGACAUUUUUCUGAAGUUCAGCCCCUUCAGUUUCUAAAUUUUUUUCUAUAACAUCAAAUAAACUUCACUGUAAAAUUUAAAAAGUGUAAUGAUUCCCACCAUCAAUCCUGUCUGUAUAUAUGAAUAGAGAGGUCUGGAAACAUGUCCACCCACUGUUAACACUGGUGAUUUUUUAGUGGUGGGAUUAUGAAUGACUGCUUUUCUGUAUCGGUUGAAUAUAAUGAAUGUUGUAUUAUUUUAUAGAAUAAAGUCAUUCUUUUAAAAAAUGUGGCUAAUGAUAUCCAUUGUAUACCUGUUACUAAAAUCGAUGUAAACAAGCUUUACCUCCUAGGACUGCCUGUUUCAACACAGUGCAGGGGAGCU
This is a messenger RNA of Talpa occidentalis (Iberian mole), 6120 nucleotides long. RefSeq names its product BCLAF1 and THRAP3 family member 3 (gene BCLAF3). Gene Ontology annotation, molecular function: transcription coregulator activity; DNA binding. Gene Ontology annotation, biological process: positive regulation of transcription by RNA polymerase II. The transcript has 12 exons. Gene Ontology annotation, cellular component: mediator complex. The record is from RefSeq and is a predicted model, not a curated record. Bases 70 to 2259 code for a protein of 729 amino acids. Lineage: Eukaryota; Metazoa; Chordata; Mammalia; Eulipotyphla; Talpidae.